CCAACUAUAAAAGGACAUAGAGAUUCAUGUUAAUAAUGAACCACACACACUUCAUCUUUGUAAGAUUUCAUUUGAGAGAGAAGACAAAAUGAGUCUUGAAGGAAAGUUGGUUUCAGAGAUAAAUAUUAAGUGUGAUGGAGAUGUGUUUCAUGAGAUUUUUAAGCAUAGACCACAUCAUAUUUCAACUAUGAGUUCUGAUAAAGUACAAAAUGUGGAUAUUCAUGAAGGUGAAUGGGGUACCGUUGGCUCUGUCAUUUUUUGGAAUUUUACCCAUGAUGGGAAGGAAAAGGUUGCAAAGGAAAUAAUUGAAGAAAUAGAUGAAGAAAAGAAGCUUGUUAAAUUCAAGGUGAUUGGAGGAGAUAUAUUGGACUAUUACAAAUCAUUUUACAUCACUGUUCAUGUUGAAACAAAGGGUGAAGACAAUUUAGUUACUUGGAUUUUGGAAUAUGAGAAGUUGAAUCAAGAUAUUCCAGAUCCUCACACACUAAUGAAAUUUUGUCUUGAUGUUACAAAAGAUAUUGAGACUCAUCACCUAACAGGAAAGUUAGUUUCAGAGAUAAAUAUCAAAUCUGAUGGGGAUGUGUUUCAUGAAAUAUUUAGGUAUAGACCACAUCAUAUUUCUAGUAUGUCACCUGGUUAUAUACAAAAUGUCGAUAUUCAUGAAGGUGAAUGGGGCACGGUUGGUUCUGUUAUCUUUUGGAACUUCACCCAUGAUGGGAAAGAGAAGGUGGCAAAGGAAGUAAUUGAAGAAAUAGAUGAAGAAAAGAAGUUGGUUAAAUUCAAAGUGAUUGGAGGAGAUAUAUUGGAGGCUUAUAAUCCAUUUUACGUCACUGUUCAUGUUGAAACAAAAGGUGAAGAUAAUAUAGUUACUUGGAUCUUGGAAUAUGAAAAGAAGAAUUGUAAUGUGCCAGAUCCACACACUUUGAUGGAAUUUUGCCUCAAUGUCACAAAAGAUAUUGAGACUCACCAUCUCAAUUGAUAUAUACCUAUGUUUAUAUAUAUAUUGCUCGGAUUCUUUUAAAAUAUAUUGACACAUGCUAUACUGUCAUAUGUGUGACAAUAUUUUUAAAGAAUACGAAUAAUAUAUGGUGAAUGCUUGGAACUAAGAUGUUCUCUCAAGUCUUGUAAUAACGUACGUGUGUUUGUUAUUAAUGAGUGUGCUUUGAAAUGUCUACUACAUGUAUCAAGAAUAAAAAUAAAAUAAGGCAAAAUGAGUGAAUAUGUAAUUUCUAACAUAUUUUGUUGUGGAUU
This is a messenger RNA of Solanum verrucosum, 1251 nucleotides long. Its product is annotated as kirola-like. Gene Ontology annotation, biological process: defense response. The transcript is spliced from 3 exons. The coding region runs from base 89 to 979 and encodes 296 amino acids. The record is from RefSeq and is a predicted model, not a curated record. NCBI's taxonomy places the organism in Eukaryota, Viridiplantae, Streptophyta, Magnoliopsida, Solanales, Solanaceae.